Acanthosepion pharaonis is the source of this 609-nucleotide messenger RNA. Lineage: Eukaryota; Metazoa; Mollusca; Cephalopoda; Sepiida; Sepiidae. The record is from the annotation of a GenBank genome assembly.
AUGAUAUUCACACUCUUCCCUCUUUAUGUAAUCCUCUUUUUCUCUGCUUACAUUAUGACAAUGGGGAUGAUAGGGAUGAUCUUUUCUUCCACUGUCUCUUUUCUUUUCUCAGUCUUUUACAGGGAUCUAUUAUCACAUACCCUCUUCUAUGGAUCUCUUUCUUCUGAUAUUCUGGAUGAUAUUCCCUCUUCCCUCUUCUAUAUCUCUUUUCUCUGCUUACUUUUAAUGAUGACAGGAUACAGGGAUGAUGUUAGCACCUCUUCCCUCUUCUAUGCUAUGUCUCUUUUCUCUGCUUACAUUAUGACAGGAUACAGGGAUGAUAUUAAUUUCUCUCUUCCUUCCUCUAUUCUAUGUCUUUUUCUCUCUUACAUUCUUUUGACAGGAUACAGGGAUGAUAUUAAGCACACUCCUUCCCUCUUCUAUGCAAUGUCUCUUUUCUCUGCUUACAUUAUGACAGGAUACAGGGAUGAUAUUCUUCCACUCUCUUCCCUCUUCUAUGCAAUGUCUCUUUUCUCUGUUUACAUUAUGACAGGAUACAGGGAUGAUAUUCCACUCUUUCCCCUCUUCUAUGGGAUACAUGUCUCUUUUCUCUGCUUCUCUUUUCUCUGA